AUGACCACAGACAAUAAUGAUAAUCAUAUGCAACAGUUUCUCCGAGUAUCUGAUAUUAGUCAAGAACCGCAUGAAAUGCUCAUGCCAAUUACUGGCUACGAAGAUGUACCACUGGAAUCACUUGAAAAUGCUGUCGAACCUCUUGUUCAUCUUUUACCAAAAGUUCAAAGUUUUGCUUGUGCUGCUAAAGAAAAGUGCAAAAAACCACCAGCUGAUGGUUUAACUCUCGAUGAGUCUGCUGCAAUCAUGCUCUAUUCGAUGGGUUGGAAACCACAUGAUAAAUGCCUCUAUAUUGCUUUGAAUGCUACACUCCGUUCGAGGGAUAGGGAAAAACUUCAACCAUGGUUUCUCUAUUUGAAACUCUUUCUCACAGCCCUGUCACGAAUUCCGUCUAAAAAUCGGUUUGUCUUUCGUGGUGUUAAACAAAAUUUACGUGAUCAAUACCCAAAAGGAGCGACAAUUACUUGGUGGGGUUUUUCGUCAUGCACUACUUCAAUUGAAGUUUUACAAUCAGAACUUUUUUUGGAACAACCAGAAGAUUUAUUAGAAAUAUCUGACCAAGAUUUGAAACUCGAAGAUGAAAUUGGUCGUGGAGCAUUUGGAACAGUUUAUCGAGCUCAAUGGUUAAGUCGACAUCAUACAGUUGCUGUUAAAAAGUUACAUCUUGCUCAAUUGGACGUACAAGCCAAAAACGAAUUCUACAAAGAACUUUUGAUAAUGCAUAGCCUUCGCUAUCCUCACAUUGUUACUUUCAUUGGUGCAUGUAUGGAAAAUGGAAAAUAUGCAUUGGUAAUGGAAUACAUGUCAUUAGGAUCUUUAUACAAAAUUCUUCACAGGGAUAAACUACCAUUAGAUUGGUCUGAACGAUUAUCCAUUGCUUUGCAAACAGCCAAAAGCAUUAAUUAUCUUCAUAAACUACAACCAUCCAUUUUACAUCGAGAUAUCAAGUCACUGAACUUUUUAUUAGAGAAAUCUCAUGAAGGUUAUUUUGUGAAAGUGUGUGAUUUUGGUUUAGCUCAAACACGAAGCGAAACAACAAAGAAAACACAAUUAACUGAUGUAUUGUUUUGUACAUUUCAAUGGACUGCUCCUGAAGUACUGGUUCUAAAAGCGUACACUGAUAAGAGUGAUAUCUACAGCUUAGGAGUGGUUUAUUGGGAACUAUCUACAAAUGAAAUACCUUAUGCAGGACACCAAAAUGAUGUCAUUUCAGAUUUCGUACGACGUGGCAGCCGCUUGAAGAUACCGAAGACCACACCAUCGAGCUUUUCUAAAGUGAUUAUGGAAUGUUGGAGUCAGAAUCCCAAUAAUCGACCGAAUAGCUCUCAGUUAAUCGAGCUUAUUGAAAAAUGCAUUAAAAAACAAAGUAAUUUGAUUUAUAUUUCUCUGUUUUGAAGAAGUCAGAUCAAUUGGACUCGAAUCCCGUAUAAAGAAAAUCAACUAGAUUACUUCGUAGCAUUCAAUUAAAAUUGCUUACAUGAGAACAAGAAAUAAGAAAGAAUAAUAGACUAUAUCCAUUUUACUAAAAGAAAGACAUUCACCCAGAACGUUUUCUCCUUCGCUCAUUUUGCUUUCGUCAUCUAAAAUUUUAUUGAGUUAGUAACUUCUAUCGAAGAAAUUGAUAUAUUUCAUAAUAUGACUUGACGAUACGUCUAUGAAACAUUGAAACUAGAACUCCUAUAUGACAAAAACAACUAACACAUCUUAUUAUGGUUCAGCUUUAACUUCAAAUUAUAAAAAUAUAGCUAUUGGAUAUAUUUUCAUGAAUAAUAAAAAUUUUGUCUUCAUUUUCUGGCUAAGAAUAAAACUAACAGUUCAUACUUUUAUAUUAAAACAACAAAAUCUUCUCGAGAUUUUCUUUUUAAAAAAGAACUUUAAAAGUGUUUCUAUCUAUAAAUAUCUGAAAAUUCCAUGUUCAUCAACAAAAACUUGGAAGUGUUCUCUACUAUGAGUUCAAACACUAACUCAUCCAAUAUUUUGAUAUGGUUCUAAUUCAAAAGAAAACAGUCGAUUUCGCUCAUGUUUAAUCAGUAUACAACACUAGAAGAGUUAGAGUGAUCUUUCUCUUCUUUCAUACCUCUAUCCUAAUUAGACUGAUCAUUUUUUUCAAAGAGUAUCAACCUAUCAUAAUUAGGCCAUCAUCAUGUUUAUGAAUUGUUAUAUUAAUUUUCACAGAGUAUCGAUAAACGAAAUGCAAUCGCGAUACAAUAUCUAAUUUAUGUAUUUCAAAAUGUUAUCUCAUCGUUAGUUACCAUUCAUUUAUUUAAAAAGUAUAUUAAAGAAGAAGAAAAUAAAGUUUUUGCAGCAGAUUCCGAUUUAAAAAUAGGUUUUUUAAGAAAAAAAACUUAUUCGUAGUUGAAGAAUGAUUUAUUAGACACAACUGAUACUAUGCAAAAGUAUCGACAAAUAUUUCAAUAGG
Molecule: messenger RNA, 2419 nt
Organism: Rotaria sp. Silwood1
Lineage: Eukaryota; Metazoa; Rotifera; Eurotatoria; Philodinida; Philodinidae
Source: the annotation of a GenBank genome assembly